UUCCCAGCCCAUCACCACCAGGUCUUCAGCCCUGUCUUUUACCAGAAAUGGCUGCAACCUUUGACUAUCUCAGUUUCUCAGUGAGGAGAAUGUGGAGUGUUAAGUGUGACUGGCCCACAGGAGCAUAGCUGCCUGCUUUGUAAAAUGUUCCGGUAAAUAAACAUGGCCCGGAGGUAAAUUAGCAUACUCUUCCCCCCCCACCUCCGGGCUCUUCAAUAGUAUCAACAUGUCACCCUUUUACUCCAUGGAGGCAUCCUCUGCCCUGACCCCCUUUUGGCCCUGCACUCCAUUUGGUAUCUGGGUUUAGGGGACUAAAUCUGCAGAAGUCAGGGACAGACACUUGCCAAGGCUCCAGGUGACCACUCCUGCUUGACUCCGCCCCACAGAAAGAAGGUGAGGAAGGGGGCGGGGCUGGUGGUGGUGGUCAGCAGGAUUGGUGAGUACACUGGCCCUUUUGGUCAGUCCCAUACCUAUCAGUCUCCUAUGUGUCAGCUAUCUCUGCGCCGGCCAAUAAUGCUGUUACUGCUGCUGUUGCUGCUGGGACCUGGAUCCCGACUCAGCGAGGCAACCAGGAGGUACAAGCGUGGACUCCUGGAACUGGCAGGGACCUUGGAUUGUGUUGGUCCUCGAUCACCUUUGGCCUACAUGAACUAUGGCUGUUAUUGUGGCCUCGGUGGCCAUGGAGAGCCACGUGAUGCCAUUGACUGGUGCUGCCGUCAUCACGACUGCUGCUAUUCUGGCGCUCAGGAGGCUGGCUGCAACCCCAAGAUGGACCGCUACCCAUGGCGAUGCAUCGACCAUCACAUCCAGUGUGGACCAGUGGAGAACAAAUGUCAAGAACUCUUGUGCACAUGUGACAAGGAACUUGCUUACUGCCUCGUAGGGACAGAGUACCACCUGAAAUACCUCUUCUACCCCUCGGUUUUAUGUGAAAAGAACUCACCUAAGUGUGACUGA
Messenger RNA from Psammomys obesus (fat sand rat), 957 nucleotides. RefSeq names its product group 10 secretory phospholipase A2-like. Lineage: Eukaryota; Metazoa; Chordata; Mammalia; Rodentia; Muridae. Bases 484 to 957 code for a protein of 157 amino acids. The transcript is spliced from 4 exons. Gene Ontology annotation, biological process: arachidonate secretion; lipid catabolic process; phospholipid metabolic process. The record is from RefSeq and is a predicted model, not a curated record. Gene Ontology annotation, molecular function: phospholipid binding; calcium ion binding.